UGUCGAAGAAGUAUCAAAAUCUAACCGUCAUAUUUUGCUUUUUAUUGAUGAGAUUCACUUGCUUCUUAAGGCAGAUGCCGCUAAUAUACUAAAACCUAUGCUUGCUGAGGGCAAGCUGUCAUGUAUUGGGGCGACAACAUUCGACGAGUAUCGUAAGUACAUCGAGAAGGACAGAGCACUGGUGCGUCGCUUCGAAAUUGUUGAAGUUGAUCAAUCCUCAGUUGAACAUACCGUUAAAAUAUUACAGGGACUGUGUAAAGUAUUUGAGGAAUACCACGGUGUAACCUUCUCUGAACCUGCACUUCAGGAUGCUGCAAAGCUAUCAGAUCGAUACAUAACUAACAAACUUCUCCCUAGCAAAGCUAUUGCUGUGAUAGAUCGAGCUGCCUCUAAAGUAAAACUACGAGUUACUAAAACCAAUGAUGAAUCUGAUACGAUGAAAAGAGGAAAGAGGAUAAUCCAUGACAUCCAAGACAUCAAAAGACUGAAACAUAAGAUGGAGAAUGAUGACAUGAUUAAUCUGAUCCAACCUCAUACUAGAGGUCGUCCUGUGAAUAACGCUUCUUUUAAAGAAAGCAUUGCACUCUCCUUGGAACGGGAACUUCAACAUGCAAAGGACGAGUUGAAUAAAGUUAAGGAGGAGUUGAACGAAUCUAAUCUUGAGCUAGGAGAUGAAGUUACAGCAGAAGAUAUUGCUAGUGUAGUCAGCGAAAUGACUAAAAUACCCCUUGAAAAACUUACAGAAUCAGAGUCUGAGCAAUUGUUGCAAUUAGGGACGGAGCUGCAUAAGCGUGUGGUAGGACAAGAGCAUGCGGUGGAGGCAGUAGUUAAGGCGGUGCAACGCUCGAGAGUAGUUCUUGGAAAUCAAAAGCGUCCCACAGCAAGCUUCAUGUUUAUGGGACCCACGGGAGUUGGAAAGACGGAGCUGGCUAAGGCACUUGCUUAUUUGUUGUUCAACACAGAGGAAGCAUUGGUGCGCUUCGAUAUGAGUGCGUACAAGGAAAAGCAUGCGGUGUCACGCUUGAUAGGGUCUCCACCUGGGUACAAGCAGCAUGAAGAAGGAGGGCAGCUCACUGAAGCCAUUCGACGCAGACCGUAUUCCGUUAUUCUGUUUGAUGAGAUCGAGAAGGCACAUCCGGAGCUUCUAGAAGUCUUGCUUCCCAUCUUGGAUGAAGGCAAAAUAAAGGACGCAGCAGGUCGCUUGGUCAACUUCACCAAUACUGUCAUCAUUAUGACCUCAAAUGUUGGAUCAGAGAAGAUUCUCAGUGACGCCAACGAUAACCUACCUUAUGAAAAUCUCAAGAAGAACGCAAUGGAGGCUGCACGCUCCCACGCCCAUUUUAAACCUGAAUUCAUCAAUCGCAUUGAUGAAUUUCUUGUCUUCUUGCCUCUCAGCACUGACCAAAUCGAAGCCAUUGUCGCGUUACAGUUGAAGGAGUUGGAGAAGAGAUAUGCAAGUCAGCGCGAGAUGAAAAUUCAGGCAACGCCUGGUGCUAUCAAACUUCUUGCGAACUUGGAGGAUGAUGACAAACAAUAUGGUGCAAGGCCAGUGCGGCGGGUGAUUCUGGAUAAAGUGGAGGAUCAACUUGUCCAACGUAUUCUUCGCCAAGAAUUUCAGAACGGUGACACAAUUUCUAUAGGCAUAGACACAACAUCAUCUUCAUCCUCUUCCCCCGCCCAACAGCUUUCUUUUCAGAAGCUGAAUUAGUACAGCUACUUCAUCUUCUAUAACUCAACAAAUGUAAAUUCAUCUACAAAUUUGAGACGCUACUACCAGUGAAAGCCGAGACAUUCCCGCUCCAAAUAUUAUUUAAUAUUUAUUCAGCAACUCGUCAAGGACGAUGAUACCAAGAAUAUAUU
Molecule: messenger RNA, 1860 nt
Organism: Arachis duranensis
Lineage: Eukaryota; Viridiplantae; Streptophyta; Magnoliopsida; Fabales; Fabaceae
Product: chaperone protein ClpB3, chloroplastic-like
Exons: 5
Coding region: 98-1708 (536 amino acids)
Biological process (GO): regulation of DNA-templated transcription; cellular response to heat
Cellular component (GO): cytoplasm
Molecular function (GO): ATP binding; ATP hydrolysis activity; transcription factor binding
Source: RefSeq, a predicted model, not a curated record